CGUUUUUCUCUCCUGGCGGAAGCAGCGAAGGCGAUGCUUGGUGGCUGCAAUGUCUGGACUGGCCUUGGAAGAGCUCUCGGCCAUUGCCGCCAUCUACUGCGGGCAGGAGGAGUGCCAGGUCCUGCGGGUGUCAGAGGCAGAAGGGAUCUCAUUCCGAAUUCAGACCAGUGUGGAAGGACCUUUGGGCACAAAUGUAUUGUUAAAGCUGCUGUUUCAUUUACCGAGCAGUUACCCGUCAAGCCUGCCGAAUAUCUCUGUUGAUUCUGAGCAGCUUACAAGGACACAAUGUAUGGCUGUGAGAGGGAGAUUACUUGAGGAAGCAAAGAGACAUUUUUCACAACCCAUGGUACACGAGCUGAUUCUCUGGAUACAGCAGAAUCUUAAGCAUAUUAUCGAGCAAGCCGAAACUUCAGUCUGCUGCCAGAAAAGCACUCUAUCAACAUGCACCGCUGAGGAUGCCGCCGUCUGGACCAUCCUUUUGCAUUUAGAUCAUAUGAGAGCGAAGGGAAAAUAUGUCAAAACAGUGGAAAAAUGGUGUUCAGAUCUAAAUCUGACUGGAAGACUGAUGUUCAUGGGAAAGAUGAUUCUGAUUCUUCUUCAAGGAGAAAGGAAAAACAUUAAGGAAUAUCUCAUCCUUCAUAAAACUAGCAAAGUGGACGUGGAUUCAAGUGGAAAGAAAUGUAAAGAGAAAAUGAUUAGUGUGCUCUCGGAAACAAAAGUGCAGGCGGAACACAGGAGGUUUCAAGAAUUUCAGGUCAAAGAGUAUUCGACUUUGGAUGAGCUGCAAAAUGAAUUCAAGGUUGCAGGACUCGCAGAACUGUUCAGUGAGUUUGUGCUGGAUCGGUUAAAGUAAAUCUGAAGCAAACGCAUCUGGUUGUGACUAAAACUGUCAUUGAACGGAGCCGGUGGAUGCCAAGAGAAGACAAAAUGAAGGCUUUGGUAGUGAGCAGCAUUUAAAGCAUUUCUCUAUUGCAAAAUGUCAGGGGGAAGAAAAGUCUCCUUUGCCAGAAACAAAAGACUGUUCUUCCUAUACUCGGAACAGACAAUGCUUUUGACUGCCUGCACUGACAUCUUUUUCAGGGUAUUUUUGCAGUUUUUCGUCAGUUGAUAUUAAAGAGCUGUAGGUCAGCUGUGAAAGACGGUAGAGAGAUCUCUUUUUAUUGGGGCCUGGAUAAUUUCUUUUUCUCCUGCAAUUAAAAAUAUUGCAAAGAAA
Molecule: messenger RNA, 1213 nt
Organism: Anolis sagrei ordinatus
Lineage: Eukaryota; Metazoa; Chordata; Lepidosauria; Squamata; Anolidae
Gene: RWDD3
Product: RWD domain containing 3
Biological process (GO): positive regulation of hypoxia-inducible factor-1alpha signaling pathway; positive regulation of protein sumoylation
Molecular function (GO): protein binding
Source: RefSeq, a predicted model, not a curated record